Messenger RNA from Echinops telfairi (small Madagascar hedgehog), 5183 nucleotides. RefSeq names its product rabenosyn, RAB effector (gene RBSN). Gene Ontology annotation, molecular function: metal ion binding. Bases 173 to 2539 code for a protein of 788 amino acids. The record is from RefSeq and is a predicted model, not a curated record. Lineage: Eukaryota; Metazoa; Chordata; Mammalia; Afrosoricida; Tenrecidae. The transcript has 11 exons.
GGCUCCUACAGCUCCAGAGAGGACACCUCAUCCAAGGUCAAGAUGAGACUUCCCUAUCGCCAGGGUGCUGUCUGGUUAAGCUAACCCUUCAGGAACCCUAGCCCCUCUUGGCAGAAUCUCAUUGACUCUUGGCAUGAUGCCACGACCUUGUGGUGGUUGAAAGGGCACUGCCAUGGCUUCCCUGGAUGACCCAGGGGAAGUGAGGGAGGGCUUCCUUUGCCCUCUGUGCCUGAAGGACCUGCAGUCUUUCUAUCAGCUGCAGUCACAUUACGAGGAAGAGCACUCAGGGGAAGAUCGUGAUGUCAAAGGACAUAUUAAAAGUCUGGUCCAGAAGGCUAAGAAAGCAAAGAACAGAUUGCUGAAACGAGAAGGAGAUGACCGAGCAGAAUCAGGGACUCAAGGAUAUGAGUCUUUUAACUAUGGAGGGGUUGAUCCUUAUAUGUGGGAGCCCCAAGAACUUGGUGCUGUGAGAAGCCAUCUUUCUGAUUUUAAAAAACACCGAGCUGCCAGGAUUGACCACUAUGUUGUCGAAGUCAAUAAAUUAAUAAUCAGGUUAGAGAAGCUCACCGCGUUUGACAGAACCAAUGCUGAGUCUGCCAAGAUCCGAGCCAUAGAAAAGUCAGUGGUGCCUUGGGUCAGCGACCAGGAUGUCCCUUUUUGUCCUGACUGUGGCAGUAAGUUCAGCAUCCGUAACCGCCGCCACCAUUGUCGCCUCUGCGGGUCUAUCAUGUGCAAGAAGUGCAUGGAGCUCAUCAGCCUUUCCUUGGCAAACAAGCUCACCAGUGCCAGCAAGGACUCCCUGAGCACCCACACCAGUCCCAGUCAGUCGCCCAACAGUGUCCGAGGUUCCCGCCGGGGCAGCAUCAGCAGCGUGAGCAGUGUGAGCUCGGUGCUGGAUGAAAAGGAUGACGACCGCAUCCGCUGCUGCACGCACUGCAAGGACACGCUGCUCAAGAGGGAGCAGCAGAUUGACGAGAAAGAGCACACACCUGACAUCGUGAAGCUGUACGAGAAAUUGCAGCUCUGCAUGGAGAAAGUUGACCAGAAAGCUCCUGAAUACAUCAGGAUGGCCACAUCGUUAAAUGCUGGGGAGACAACCUACAGUCUGGAACAUGCCAAUGACCUUCGGGUGGAAGUACAGAAAGUAUAUGAGCUAAUAGACACUUUAAGUAAGAAGAUCUUAACCCUAGGCUUGAACCGGGACCCUCCACCACACCCACACACUCUGCGGCUGCAGCGAAUGGUCAGAUACUCGGCGACACUUUUUGUGCAGGAAAAGUUGCUUGGCUUGAUGUCACUCCCUACCAAAGAUCAAUUUGAGGAACUGAAAACGAAAAGGAAGCAGGAACUAGAGAAGAAGAGGCUACAGGAGAGAAAGGCCGCCCUGGAAUCCCAGCGAAGGCUGGAGGAAAAGCAGAGUGGCUUGGCUCCUCGUGCAGCCAACGGGGAGGUGGCGUCUCUUCGCAGGGGCCCUCCCUCCCUGCAGAAGGCCGAGGGCUGGCUCCCUCUCUCAGGAGGGCAGGGCCACAGUGAAGACUCAGACCCCCUCCUCCAGCAGAUCCACAACAUCACAUCAUUCAUCAGCCAGGCCCAGGCCGCAGGUCGGACAGAUGAAAUGCGCACGCUUCAGGAGAACCUGCGGCAGCUGCAGGAUGAGUACGACCAGCAGCAGACAGAGAAGGCCAUUGAGCUGUCCCGGAGGCAGGCUGAGGAGGAGGCCCUGCAGCGGGAGCAGCUGCAGAUGCUUCAGGAACGGGAGUGGGAACGGGAAAAGGAGCAGUUCCAAGCGGUGUCCUUGCACACACGGACGCAGUCCCUGGACUUCCAAGAAGUCAGGCCCUUUCAGCUGGAUCCUGGGAGAGAGCCUCACACCCUCCUCACUCACACCCUGCACCGCGGUGUGCCCCCAGCUCAGAGUCGUGCAGCUCCCAAGACGCCCUCACCCAGCUCAGCUGGAGAGCCCAUGAGAGCAUGGUGUGGGCCUCCGGCGCUCAGCCAGGAGUUCCUCCCCCCAAGCUCUGCGCCACAGCCCACGGAGGUGCCUGCCCCAAACCCCUUUGAGGAGGAAGAUCUCUCCAGCCCCACAGAGGAGGGUGCUGGCAGCCCUCCUGCUGCAGAGGCUUCCGUCAGACUCUCAGCCCAGAUCCCAAGGGAAUACAAUCCCUUUGAGGAAGAAGAGGAGGAAGACGAGGAGACAGUAGUGGGGAAUCCCUUUGUUACGCCAGAUGGCUCAGCACCCAACCCCUUCGAUGAGGAAGAUGAAUCUCCCUCCCAGAGGCCUUCAAGCCCUCCUGGUCUUGGCAACCCUUUCGAGGAGCCUGCCUGCACUAACCCCUUUGAAGUAGACAAUGACAAUGACAGCGGCCCUGAGGGCGAGGGGCCCAUUGAGGAGGAGCUGCUGCUUCAGCAGAUUGACAACAUCAAGGCGUACAUCUUUGAUGCCAAGCAGUGCGGCCGCCUGGACGAGGUGCAGGUGCUGACGGAGAACCUGCGGGAGCUGAGGCGCACUCUAGCCAAGCAGCAGGGGGAUCUUGACUGACCAGGGUGGUGGGCUUGACAGGGAAGGAGGCAGGGUGAGAAGGAAGGUGCGUGCAUACGAGGGGAGGGGCUCUGCUGUCUUGAGCGAUGCACUUUGAGGUAUUUCCACUACAAUGGGAUAAUGGGAAAGAGCACCCAAAGUCAGCAUUUGUUUGCUGAAUCUCCUGUGCCCUGUUUUUUGCUUGUUUGUUAAUUGGAGGCUUUCCCUUUAGAAGGGACUUUCCAGUUUCACUCCUGAGCAUCACUAAAUGCAGCUCUGUUGGGCUCGGGUAGAGUGUUUGCCCUGCCCCUCGUGGGUCUGUUUGCUAACUGCCUGGUCAUUGGUCAGUAUGCAGAGUUAGUUACAGGGCGGCCUGGUAUAGAGCCUUCCUUUUAGCCGAGGUGGGCAAAAUGGGCUCCUUAAAUUACACUUUGUUCGGCUCCUGUGGCAGUCUGGUUGCCAUGUCUCACCAGGAGCUCCCUCUGCUGGGCUCAGGGCAGAGAAAGGGGAGGGGUUACAAUGAAAGGGGCCGUUGGAGUGAGAGUCCAGCAUCUUGUUAAGAGGAUGGCAUCUCCCCCCAGGGUCUGUUUCUCUGUGCGUUUCUGUCUCUUUUAGGAAGUUAUGCUCUCACUACAAGGGUUGGCAUUGUGAGGGUGAUCAGGAGCUGUUCAGAAAGCGGGAUAGAGGAAGCCGGAAGUAUCCGAGGGAAGAGGUUCUGAAGGGACUGAAUGAAGGCAGGAACCACCCUCCCUCCCUCAGCUCCCGCAGAAUCAGGGUCUCUUUCAAGGGCCGAUCCAUCAUUGAGGAAGUGACAGUCAGAGACCUUUCUUCUGUGGAACAUGGCCCGGGGGCAGAAAACAGUGAUUUUCUCAGGGCCAGUUGGCCACCCCCCUCCUUGUCCUGACCUGGGGCACUGGUGAGGUAUUUUCUUAGCAAUGUCAGUAUUAAGAAAUGGAGACAGGUGAAGAGGCACAAGCCAGGACAAUCCCAAAGGCAGUGCCAUACUCUCCUUGGUUAUACAGGCAGAAAGGGAGCUGUUAACUCUUUCAUGACCAAAUUAUUUUCUACUUUGAAUUUUUUGUGGAUGCCUUAUUGGUGUUUCCAAUACGGGAAGGUAGAAUGAAAUCAAGGGGGAAAUUUUUUUUUUUUUGCGGUAAUAUGGAUUUUUAUACAAUUACGUAGGAUACAUACUGUAUAUACUCGAGUAUAACCAACCUGAAUGUCAGCCGAGGCACCUAAUUUUACCACAAAAACUGCAUUAAAAAUGUGCCGAAAAACUCGGCUUAUACAUGAGUAUAUACGGUAUGUCCCAAGAGGAUUCUGCUGGUAGGAUUGGUGGAGCGAGGCUCAAACCGAUUAAAAUCAUCCCUGCCAGUGGGAGCACACACCACAACUGGAGUAGCAUCGCCCAAGAAACCUCAAAGGCUGACAGUGUUGGUGGGUGACAUACAGGGGUAAGUAAAAAAGCGUUGCUACAAAAUCAUAGAAACCUUUGUUUGACAAAAUUACCAGAAUGUUAAACUAUUGUUUCUUGACCUCUCCUCCGCCCUGCUGUCUACACUUUUGAGGGCAGAAUCUCCACUUCUCUAGCCCUCCCCCAAAGAAUCAGUUUACACCACCUCAGAACAGCAAUUUGGGCAUCUUCAAAGAACUCAGGUCAAAUUCCUUUGACACGUUCUUUGUGUUUUGAGAACAAAAAAAGUCUGAAGGUGCAAGAUCAGGGCUGUAGGGUAGAUGAGGUAAGAUUUCCCAAGGAAAUUCCAAUAGGAUUGCCCUUGAAGAAUGAGCAGAUACAUUGAUGUGCUGGAAGACAGUACAAAUUUCCUGGUCUUUUCUUCCCAAUGCAGUUUUCAAUUAAAAAAAAACAAACAAAAAACUUCUUCCUAAUUGUGGGAUCCAGCCCACAUCUGGAUGGGUCCUAAAGGACAGUUGUAUAAUUGAAGGGAAAAAAUUGAGACAGAAGUUUUGGGGUGCUCACCCCCAUGGUAUCUGGAACCAGGUCUGGGAGAGAGAGAAAUCAAGGGACAGCAGUUGGAACAUGUCUGCUCCUAUAGAUAAAUCUUCCUGCCAGAUCGCAAUCAGCCAUGUGCUUGUAAGAGGGAACUUUAAGAUAGCACUAUUAGAGGAGGAUUUGGAUUAAUCUUAAUUAUGAGAAUGUGACUGGGACUCAUCUCUAACUCCCUCCACCUAGCACCCCGGCCUCCCAGGCUUCUUAACAUAAGAAUUUGUCCCUGUACAUUCUCUUCCCGGUUCUCAGUUUCCCACAGUAAGUCCCUAUGCAUGUCUUGUGUCCAUGGAGAGAACCUAUUAAGAUAACUCUUUUGGAAUUAAAAACAAAAAAAACACAGAACAAAACUGUAGAACCUUCAGAGCGGACCUCUCUGCCUUGACCUCUCUCACUGGUUCGGCUGAUCCCCUUGGAAGCCACUGUUGUGAUUGGACCCUCUGUUUGAAGGUGCCCAAACCAUUUCUGAGAGUACCUGCCUGCACUCAUCCUCCCUCACAGAGACGCACUCAAACACAAGUUGUUUGGGAUGCCCCCUGUGUGAAGUGGAACCGUCGUAGCAGUACUUUUGGCCCCACCUUUCACAGCACGAUGGUCAUGUGGCUCAGUGCUGAGCCGAGUGCCCGCAGCUGUAGUUGUUAACUAGUCACGUCAUUCUCC